Messenger RNA from Thlaspi arvense, 828 nucleotides. Lineage: Eukaryota; Viridiplantae; Streptophyta; Magnoliopsida; Brassicales; Brassicaceae. The record is from the annotation of a GenBank genome assembly.
AUGUCGUUCGAGGAAGAAGAGGAGGAGGAGACAUUCGAGCACACACUUCUCGUGGUGCGUGAGGUCUCCGUCUACAAGAUCCCGCCGCGAACCACAUCCGGCGGAUACAAGUGCGGCGAAUGGCUUCAGUCCGAUAAGAUCUGGUCUGGUCGACUCCGCGUCGUAUCGUGCAAGGAUCGCUGCGAGAUCCGGCUGGAGGAUUCGAACUCCGGCGAUCUAUUCGCGGCUUGUUUCGUGGAUCCCGGCCGGAGGGAGAACUCUGUCGAGCCGUCUCUCGAUUCGUCUAGGUAUUUCGUUCUCAGGAUCGACGACGGGCGUGGGAAGUAUGCGUUUAUCGGGCUAGGAUUCGCUGAGAGGAACGAGGCGUUUGAUUUCAAUGUAGCCUUGUCGGAUCACGAAAAGUACGUGAGGAGGGAGAAAGAGAAGGAGACAGGGGAAACGAGCGAGAGCGACAAUCACAUUGAUAUCCAUCCCGCCGUUAAUCACAGGUUGAAGGAAGGCGAAACCAUAAGAAUCAACGUGAAGCCCAAACCAACAACAAAUGGCACUGGGAUGCUCUCAGCUGCUCUUUCGGGAAACGGGAAGCCUAAACCUUUAGCACUUGCUCCACCACCAAAUGCUGCUGUAAAAACCCGGUCUCCUUUACCGCCUCCUCCGAAUGAUCCCGUCACUUCAAGGAUUGCAUCUGAUGCUCGUAAGGAACCAACGGAUAACACAAGGCGCAGGAACGACCCUCUGUCUGAUCUAUCUCAGCUCAAGAAGAAUCUUCCUUCAACAGCGGGAUCCGGACCGACCAAGUCAACAGGAGCUGGUUGGGCAGCUUUCUGA